AUAUUUAGUGUUGUGGUUGGCCUUGAACUUUUUCUUUCGCGUUCAAAAUCGUCCUUUUCCAACGCACGGAAGUCAGUCAAGGCAUCGUCAUCUAUUAAAUCUUGGAUUUCCGGUAAGAUCUUUGACUUCGAGCUUUGAUUUGUAUGACUAUGAAUUACAGUAUCGCGGCUUUACAUUUUCUAUUGAUUUCCACUUCUAUUUUGUUUAUGUCACAGCAUUUUGGCAAUUUUCUGUUUGAUUUUACUUUGCUUGCAAGAUUUAUAUUAAUUCCAAAAGACAAAGAACGUAUUCGAACUUCGUUUCUCCUGACUUUGAUGAUUCAACAUCCAGAAAAUAGGCGUCUCCUUUAAUAAAAUGCCACGUUUUUUGCAAAUUUCCAACAAGGCUUUGUUUACAUUUUCUCCAGUAUCUGUGUAAAUAGGGGAAAUUAUCAGUGCUUUGCCAUACAGAAAUUGCCAGCUCUGGGAAGGGUCAGUAGAAAUUUGAUACAAGUGUUUAACUGUUGUUGUGAUACCUUUGUGCAAUUUGUGUUUGCAACUCGUUUCGAUAGAAAUAGUAGAUUUCACCAAUUUAUAUUUGUUGAGCAGAGUGCUCAAACCUCGUUCAAACUGCCUGCCAGCUGAACAAACAAACCGAGAAUGGAAAGUCUUGUAUUAAAGCUGAAUGUUUUUUAAAAGAUUUUUGAAGAGAAAAAGAGCAGUGUUUUCAGUCCCCAAAACUUCCUGCUUAUGUGCGAGACGGCACAUUAUUUUAAUAUUUUACAUUUCCAACGGUUAAUAGUACAAUUUUUUUGAUGAAAUAACUCGAUGGAUGGAACUUUUGAACUAGAUUUUAUAUUGGUGUAGUGGUUUUGUUAAAUCCGCUGCGACCAUGCAUGGCGCAGGCAAUGAUACCCAAACGCCACGCAGCGUCCUGUAUUCUAAAGAUGUUUGUAGAAUAAUUGUGUGAUUUUUGUCAUCUCUAAAACUUGCGACAUGUAGUUUCGGCAGACGUUUUUAAACUUUGCGGCGUGCAGUCAAUAGUUCGCGCGAAACAAUAAAUCAUUCAAAUUUAGAGCUGUUUGAUAUUCCCGCUGGUCUAAAUAAAAAAUAGUGUACGUUUGUGAGACAAGGGUGUGUGAAUUUCACAGGGUGCCACUGUAUGAACUGUAUAUAAUUUUAUCUAUUUUUACUUUUUCACAUACUCUUGGGCUAGUUUUUAUUUGUGUUUUAAUAUUUUAAUCAGUUUAUAAUUACGAUUAGUCCAUUUUAAACCAUUUUUAAUGCAUGUACUUAAGUUUUUUAGGGUUUUUUUUUCAAAAAAAUAGUUUUUUAAUAGAUAAGGUUUCUUAUAUUUGUAUAUGCAUAAUUCACAUUUUAUCUUCUUUUGUAUUUUUAAUUUGUCAAGCGUUUUUAACUUGAACCUCUGGCUCGGAAGUUGUGCAAAUACUUCCCACGUCUUUGACAUUAAAUAAAUUAUUCUAUUCUGUGACUAUAUGAUUAAGUAAAUAGGGAAUGCAGCUGUACUUUUAAGUGCUGACUUUGCAUGUGGAACUAAAAGCAGAAAAGGAAUGUCUUGUCAACUGUAGAUAGAGGGGGGAGGAGUUUGAAAUGUGUCUUUUUCUGUUUUGUCGUUUCUAGUGCAUCAAAAAAAUUAUUUCUAACAGCAGCCAGUGUUAAUUUGUGUGGUAUUCUAAGCUUUCAGUGUCCCAGGUUAUUGAUAUUAGGCUGAUUUAGCAACAGAACGGGAACGUCAUUUGACAAUGGAAAAGCGCGCUGAAAGGACUAAAUUCGACUUCCGGUGCCCAAUUUGCCACUCUGCCAUCGGUCAAGCCAGUUGUUUGAUUGGCGCAUGCCGUCGUCAACUGACGUUCUUAUUCUGUUGCUAAAUCAGCCUGUUGUUCCACGAAUCAUACCCCAGGCAUUUACUACAGAGACUAAAAAUUCCCUGAGUUUUGCACUUCCUUAAAAUCCCAUACUAAAAUGCCUUUGCCAAAAACCAUACCCUUAGUAUACACACCAAAUACAUAGCUUGUGUCGAAGGGUAUCCUCUCUCGGAUAUUAAUUAAAAAUUGUUAUUUUGCAGGGAUCAAAGGAUUAUCUGGGAAACAUUCUGUUGUAAGUAGACUUUUUAAGACUUACCAGUGCAUAGGACUAGGACAUGUUAAUUUUUUAUAUAUAUAUGGAGGGUUAAGGCCUGAAGGAAAAAAGGGGACUAACAAUAAAUUAUAGUAUCAUUUGAUGUAAAUUAUUCUUCCUUUUCACUGGCAGAAAGCCCACCACAUGACCUACAAAUAACUACCUGCAAAUAAUGGUCUGCUCAUGCGUAAUAUCGUCCACCUGUGUUUGGCUGCAAAUAAUAUUCUGCUCAUGCAUAAACGAAACCACAUUUUCAUCCUUCUUUUUAUUUUUCUUGUGUGAAAAUGGCAGAUCGCUUCGCUUCCCGAGUAUAUUCAUAAAAAAACAAACUUGGUGAUCAAAUGAUAAAACAAUUCUUGAACUCAGUUAUCGCAAAAUAUCGUGAUUUGUCAGUGUCUCGCAGAUCAAUAAAUAUUUGCCUCACUGCAUGCCUUUGGCUUUGACUCGCCUGACUGACAAAUCACAAUAUUUUGCUCAACCUCAUCCAAAAAUAUUAUUGUUAAUUGUUAAGUUAUAUUGUAAGAAAGGUAACCAAUGGUAGACAAUAGUUAAGGGAUGGGGCCAAAGUGGAAAUGUCAGAGUCAGGGGUAAAAAGGUAUACCACCAAGGCAAGAGUCAGGAUUACUGUUCCCCUGGCCCUUCAGUGGCAUAGCUGGAAACUUUCCAGAGGUCUGUUCAGUUUUUCAAAUCAACCCUAUCAUGUCUCCCAGAAUGUUUCGCACAGGUGACUUGAUUAAAUUUCUGUAUUUAUCAGAAGGUGACAUAAUCAUCUUUCUCUAUCUUGGGACCCUGGGGCCUGUUUCUCGAAAGUCCCGGUAACUUUUUAGGCCCGAAAUCAACUAUUCAAACCAAAAUGUAAAGAAUAAGAGCAUGGGUCCUGGCUAACAAACUACUCAAUUUUAUUUCAUUAACUCAUAGUUUUAUCAUGUUAGAUGAAAAACUAUUGAAACCUCAGUCUUUUCUAUAAACGGAGACAGCUUACCAGGCCCGUUAAUUAUCGGCACUUUUGAGAAACAGGCCCCUGUUCUUCUGGCAGGAUUCAUGGGUCUUGCUUGUGUUGAAAUCAGGGAAAAACAUGGCAUUUGGUUUUUGUAUUAGCUUUAAAUUUUAGCUGUUUUUUAUUUCUCUUCAAAGUUUUUUCUAGUAUGCAUUAAUUUUUGUAAUGGCAUGCAGGUGGCAGAGUACACCCCUGCACCCCACAAGUACUUCCCCCACCCCUCUCCAUCAGGAUGCCAUGUACAGGUGGUUCCAGAGAAUUAUAGCUUCUUUAUAUUAGCUUUUGACUUAAUGCUGUCUCCAUUUCAGGUUACAAGUGGACAAAGACUAGAAUCAGUGAGAAAAGCAUGCGGAAGAACAAAGAAAUCUUGGGACUCCCUCUCACUAACAGAGAAAAAGAUCCUUGCCAAACACAUCUUAGUCAAUGAUGAACACAAGUUCCUGUUCUGCGCUGUGCCUAAAGCUGCCUGUUCAAAUUGGAAAAGAGUGUUGAUGGUGAUUCAAGGUGAAGCAGUUGAUGCUAAUGCUAUUCGCAGAGUCAAUCACAAGGGCUUUACAACAUUGGAAGAUCUACCUCCUUUGGCAGUUACGCGCACACUUAGAGAAUACUACAAGUUCAUGUUUGUUAGGGACCCUCUGUCCAGACUAGAGUCAGCAUACAAAGACAAGUUUGUUCGAAAUAACACUUCCUUUCACAAAAGCUACGGCCGAAAAAUAAUCAAGCACGUGCGUAAAAAUGCUCCAGUAAAUGCUAAAGGAGAUGAUGUGUCUCUAAAAGAGUUUUUACAAUACGUAUCAGAGAGUCGUGUAGAAGAUAUGAACGAGCACUGGAUGCCACUGUUUGAGUUAUGCCAACCUUGUGCAGUUUCAUAUGAUUUUAUAGGAUCGGUUGAAAAUCUUGAGAGCGACGCAACUGAAGUAUUAAGAAAACUUCAUGUGGAGGAGCAGGUUUCUUUUCCAAAGCAACAGUCAUGGUAUCAAACAACAGGAAAGCGACAUUAUGAUACAAAUCUUGCAGAUGUGCCAUCCAAGCUGUUGCAAAAAGUAGUGUCAAAGUAUGCCAGGGAUUAUGUGUUGUUUUCAUAUCCAAAACCUGAUGUCUGA
Porites evermanni is the source of this 4217-nucleotide messenger RNA. NCBI's taxonomy places the organism in Eukaryota, Metazoa, Cnidaria, Anthozoa, Scleractinia, Poritidae. The record is from the annotation of a GenBank genome assembly.